ACCGGACGCCGACUAGUGCAGUUGCCGAUAGGAUCCACUUGCUCUCACGUAGCAGCAGCAAACGUUUCUAGUGCUAUACUCCAGCUCUUUUUAUUUUCGCUGUGAAUUAACUGCGGUUUCAUUACACACUCCUUUAGUGUUCCAGAAAUAUUCUAAAACAAGACUUUCAAAAUGUGCGACGAAGGGAUUGCUGCGGUCGUUUUUGACAAUGGAUCCGGUAUGUGCAAGGCCGGCUUCGCUGGGGACGAUGCCCCGCGUGCCGUGUUCCCGUCCAUCGUGGGACGCCCGCGUCACCAGGGCGUGAUGGUUGGCAUGGGUCUGAAGGACUCGUACAUCGGCGAUGAGGCCCAGAGCAAGCGUGGCAUUCUGACACUCAAGUACCCGAUCGAGCACGGUAUUGUCACAAACUGGGACGACAUGGAGAAAAUCUGGCAUCACACCUUCUACAACGAGUUGCGCGUGGCCCCAGAGGAACAUCCCGUCCUGCUGACCGAGGCUCCGCUGAACCCGAAGGCGAACCGCGAGAAGAUGACGCAAAUCAUGUUCGAAACGUUCAACACGCCCGCCAUGUACGUGGCCAUCCAGGCGGUGCUCUCCCUGUACGCAUCCGGUCGUACCACCGGUAUCGUGCUCGACUCCGGCGAUGGCGUUUCCCACACAGUGCCGAUCUACGAAGGUUACGCCCUGCCACACGCAAUCCUGCGACUCGAUCUGGCCGGUCGCGAUCUCACCGACUAUCUGAUGAAGAUCCUGACCGAGCGUGGCUACUCGUUCACCACCACGGCUGAGCGUGAAAUCGUGCGCGACAUCAAGGAGAAGCUGUGCUACGUCGCCCUCGACUUCGAGCUGGAGAUGGCCACCGCGGCGUCGUCCAGCUCGUUGGAGAAAAGCUACGAGCUGCCUGACGGGCAGGUGGUCACGAUCGGCAACGAGCGGUUCCGUUGCCCGGAGGCCCUGUUUCAGCCAUCGUUCCUGGGCUUGGAAGCGUGCGGUAUCCACGAGACCACGUACAACUCCAUCAUGAAGUGCGACGUCGACAUCCGUAAGGAUCUGUACGCCAACACCGUACUGUCCGGCGGUUCCACCAUGUACUCGGGCAUUGCCGACCGUAUGCAGAAGGAGAUCACCGCCCUCGCCCCAUCAACCAUGAAGAUCAAGAUCAUUGCUCCGCCGGAGCGCAAGUACUCCGUCUGGAUCGGUGGUUCGAUUCUCGCUUCGCUGUCCACCUUCCAGCAGAUGUGGAUCUCGAAAGAGGAGUACGACGAGUCCGGCUCGUCGAUUGUUCACCGAAAGUGCUUCUAAGAAGUCACACACUGCACCGCGAAACAGCAUCCUCCCCACACACUACCACCACCUCUUCCACCCACGCCCCCCAUCUUAUUUUCGGCGUCGUCGUCGGUUGCGUACCGGACUCGGUCGCAGCGCGCUUAG
This is a messenger RNA of Anopheles bellator, 1431 nucleotides long. RefSeq names its product actin-5C-like. The transcript is spliced from 2 exons. The record is from RefSeq and is a predicted model, not a curated record. Gene Ontology annotation, biological process: mitotic cytokinesis. The coding region runs from base 172 to 1302 and encodes 376 amino acids. Lineage: Eukaryota; Metazoa; Arthropoda; Insecta; Diptera; Culicidae.